GUCAGCAAAAACGAUUAAAGUCAAUGUCCUCGUGAGCGUUUUAAAACGACUCAUUAUCCACGUCGGAUGAUGCCUCGCAUACGCGGUGAGUGAGUACGCAUUGGUCACGUUUCUGGCUUUCUGGUACAGCAUCAUCGAUUGCCAGAGACUGAAGAGAUCUGAUCUAUCAAUGUUGAUCUUUUUCUUCUUCGACAUUUCAAUUUCUCGGAUUUAUGGAGAAUUUAAGGGAAAUCAGAAGGACUUUUAAGAUGAUUAGGGUUUUUUAUGUUGCAUUGCGUGUUUUCGUUUGGCGAAGUGUUGAUACUGAGAACAUUUGGAGACUAGUUGUUGACUGAUCUGCAAAGUAAUCCAUUUCCGGUUUUUUUCCACCGAUAUACGCAUAUAGUAUUGCAUGGUUACGUCAUAUCGACGCUAGGAUUCUUGUCUGUGAAUGAUUUUUCAUAAACCCAAAUUUCUAGGAUGCAUGAAAUGGGAUGCCGUGAAAUUUUAGUUUUUGUUAGUGCAUUGCCUAUACUCUGUUCGUGAAAAUGUCAGAGAGAGAGAGAGACCCUUUCACUGUUUGGUCUUUCUUAGAAGCGGAAGGGUGUCAUAUGAUACUUUUGCUGUUGAGCGUUUCAUGCUUGCAUUUCAGAAACAUUCAACUGUGUCGUGGGGACAACAACGAGAUUGAAAAUUGAGUGAGCGGUGCUUUGUUUUCUCCGAAAAAACUGGGUUUUCUUUUUUAUGGAGCUAAAUGUGAAAGUUCCACGCAGGUUGGUUGCUAUAUUCAUCUGACUCCUUCAGAGAGAGAAGAAAGGGCACGCCGCAUUUUCCUGAGGAUCGAUGGCGAAAGUUAAAUGUCUUCCGGGCCUUCACCUUUUACCUGGAGGUAUGAUGUUUUCGUCAGCUUCAGAGGGGAAGAUACCCGUUCCAACUUUGUCAGCCAUCUCUACAGAGAGCUGAAGUGUGCAGGAUAUACUACUUUCAAGGACGACAAGGAGCUACAGGCAGGUAUGAACAUCAGUCAAAAAAUCCAAAAUUCCAUAAGAGAAUCAAGGGUGUCAGUAAUAGUGAUUUCUAAGCAUUAUGGUCAUUCAAAAUGGUGUUUGGAUGAGCUACUUGAGAUAUUGGAAUGCGAGAGGAAGUUCCAGCAAAGAGUAAUACCAGUUUUCUAUGAGGUGGAUCCUUGUGAAGUGAGAUACCAAAAAAGAUGUUUCAAAGAGGCCUUUAAGAAGCAUAACAGGAUCCUCAAAGCGGAAUUCCGUGCCUUAAGAUCUAAGGGCAACAUGGAGGAGGCUGAAAUGUAUGGCAGCGCAAAGGCCGACCAAAUUCGUAAGUGGAAGGGGGCCUUAAGACAGGUAGCAGAGAAAUCAGGCUACUGUUCUAAGACCUGCUGCGAGGAGUCGGAGAUGAUUCAGAAUAUUGUUGAAGAUGUCGGCAAGGCACUGAAUUUGGAACCAGAAACCAAUCCUGUUAACUCAGGAGAGAUAAACUGCUACAAGGAAGAUAUAAAAAAAUUGUUGAAAUUAACUUCUGCUUCUAAAAAGGUUCGGAUGGUGGGCAUUUGGGGAAAGGAAGGAGUAGGGAAGACAACGCUUGCCCGGGCUGUUUACGUUGAGACAAAAGUCCAUUUCGAUUGGCAUUGCUUCAUAGAUGAAGUCGGGAAGAUCUCCACGGUACGUAACACUUCCGGUUUGCAGGAAUAUCUCCUGGCCAAGACAUUCCAGCAGGAAGAGAGGAUAACGAAUGAUGAUGCCUGUGCGAUAAAGAACAGGCUACAGUCCAAGAAGGUUCUUAUUGUUCUUGAUGGAAUUGACCAUAAGAAUCAGUUGGAUGCAUUAGCUAAGGACGUGAACUGGUUUGGUCCUGGAAGUAGAAUCAUAAUAACGACAAGGGACAGGAAGUUGCUCACCCGACAUGGAGUGAAACAUAUAAAGGGCAUGCCUGAACGCAAACUCGGUGAGUUCUUCAUCAAGGGGCCACUUCGAAGAAUGAAGAAUCUCGCAUAUUUUUGUGAGCUUCGCUAUUUUGCAGGGACGUUUGUCGAAUGCCUUCCUUGUUGGAAAUUUUUAAGAAAAGACAGGAUACGAGUCGCAACAUGUGUUGGAAUGUAUCAAAAUCACAGAUGAUCUCAACUCAUGUUAUCAUUUUUUUAAACAAUGAUUUAUUAACCCAUAGUUCAACUUUUUCAGGUGCAAAACGCA
This is a messenger RNA of Tarenaya hassleriana, 2183 nucleotides long. RefSeq names its product TMV resistance protein N-like. Gene Ontology annotation, molecular function: ADP binding. Gene Ontology annotation, biological process: defense response; signal transduction. Bases 837 to 2108 code for a protein of 423 amino acids. Lineage: Eukaryota; Viridiplantae; Streptophyta; Magnoliopsida; Brassicales; Cleomaceae. The transcript has 3 exons. The record is from RefSeq and is a predicted model, not a curated record.